GACAUUUUCUCUGUGUGGCGGCUCUUGAGGAAAAAUAGAGAGGCAAAGAAAAACCCCAUCAUAUUUCGAGAUUAUUUUGUGAGGUUUUUCUGCGAGGGAGAUAAAAAGUCGAGACGGAGUUGUGGAAAAAAGACGACGAAGAAGAAGAAUAAAAAAAAACACGCGACGAAAGAUCGGGAGACGAAAAUCGCCGCCCAGUUCGGGUUUCGUUCAACAAUAUCAUCACAAAAAGUGCGUGCAUUGCGUAUAGGGAGGUGGGGCGCGGGGAAGGAGUGACUUUUUGGUGGCGCCUUUUCGAAUUUUCCUCAAUCGAGAAAAAAAAGAACUUUUGAAGAAAAAAUUAACCAUUCAAAAAAAUAAGUGUGUGAGACGUGACAAUGUGUUUGUGUUUCUCUUUGACCAGAACGACAAACCGACUAGCCAGUAGAAAUGAAUUAAUAAUUCACAAACAGACAUAGAGAGAAGUUUGAAAAAAAAAAUUCGGCAAAGUGAAGAAAUUGCGCAAAAAAAACGUUUCAAAUAAAUCACAAAAGUGCCUAAACUCAGAACAAACUAAAAAGAAAUCUAACAUUAAAAAAGAAACUUUGGCAAAACAAUGUGAAGACGCCAAAAAGUGAUAUGAUUAAGGCAAAAAUUAAAGACUAAUGCGGACAAACCAAGUGCAUAGAAAAAUUUAGAAAACAAAAUUUGAGGAAAAAAAAUAAAAAUCGAGAAAAAAAUCAGCCAAAUUGGCGAAAAUUAAUUUAAAAGUGAACUAACAAACAAUCCAAGCCCCACACAGCUAAAAAAAAACAACCUGAGAAUUCAAUUUUUGGACAUUUUUGGUUAUAUUUUUUGGUUGACUUUUUUAGACUCUCCUUUGCACAAAUUUUUCGGCCUCAGCUGUGUGUGUGGUUACCUAUUCAAAAUUUUUUUCGUUUAAAAUCCAAAAUUUUUCCUACUCUACAAAAAUCAAAAUUCAAAAUUUUUCCCACUUCGUCCUCUAUAAAAAAAAUCCUCUAUCCCCAAAAAAACACUAACAACGCAAAAUUGUGACAAAAAUUAAGCUCAAUUAAAAAUUUUAAUAAAAACGUGAAAUUCUUUUAAAAAUCGUGAUUUUGUGAAAAUUUUCAAGAAGAAAAUCUUGAAAAGAAAAAUUCAACUCUUGUUGGAAAAUCUGGAUGAGAAAAGGACGAAUUUGCAUCUGCGUCGUCUUUUUGCAUCAUCUUCGGAGCACCAAUUAACUUUGGAAAUUUGCCUUUGAGGAAGCCCAACGUGAAGGUGGAAAAUUGUUAAAAAGCAAAGAUGGGUAGCAGCGAGGGACAGACGUACUGCCUACGAUGGAACAACCACAAGUCCAAUCUCGUGGAGAUUUUGGAUGUGCUGGUGAAGAUGGAGAACUACGUGGAUUGCACACUCUAUGUGGAUGGGAAUGUUCAGUUUAAGGCACACAGGGUGGUGCUGGCCGCCAAUUCGCCCUACUUCCAGGCAAUCCUGCAAGCAGUGCCCAAUGAUCACUGCAGCAUCCUGUGCCCGGGAGUUAGUUCAGUGGAGAUGCGGACUCUCCUUGAGUACAUGUACUCUGGUGAAGUGAAUGUGGCUCAAUCGGAGAUUCCGCGAAUUAUGAAAAUUGCCGAGCAGCUGGAGAUUAAGGGACUCUUCGACAUGGCGGACAUGAAGUACAAGAUGGAGAAGUUUAAAUUCGAAGAGCCUCAACAGUUUUUUGGGACCUUCCAUCAGAGCAAACGCCCCACAUCGGCGGAUCCGUACACAGGCUCAUCCGGUGGCAAUGGGGGCCCAAGUAGCUCCAAGGCGAAUCACCUGCAAUUCCCACACCACCAAUCAUCACCAGUGAUCUCAACAUCCACCAAUGUUUCAUCAGCACAGAGCAGCAGCUCAUCACCGCCCUACAACUACAAAUCCCCCUACACGAGCCUCUACCCCCGAAGCCCUGGCCCAUCCACAGGACCUGAUCGUGGGCCACAGUGGCCACCACUCAGUGCCUCCCUACCUACGCAACAUCUCCAAACAGCCGCAGCAGCCAUGCUAAGUUCAGUUUAUGAAUCCGGAUCAGAUAUGAACCCACUGAAGCGCAAGAAGAUCUCCUCCAUAUCCAGCAUGCUCAUGUCCAGAGACACCCCCAUCCUACGGAAUGUUCUAGCACAACCCAAUGCAGCCGACUCUUCGCAACCCAUGCCACUUGUCUGCCAGCCCGGUGACCCAAGUGAUCGUCAGUCCACGCAGUCCAACGGCAGUACUGACUACUCCUCCAAGAAUGUUAAAAAUGAGGAACCCCACUCGCCGUUUACGGAUAAAUCCUUCGAAGACGACACCAUGGAAUCGCCACAGAACUUUUCUGGUGACUCCCGGAUUGCGCCGUAUGUGCCACAGCAGCAGAAGCCCGAAUGGAAGCGCUACAAACAGUACACACGGAAUGACAUCCUCUCGGCCAUUGAUUGUGUCCGCAAUGGGAUGAGCGCACUGCAGGCUUCGCGGAAGUUUGGGGUGCCAUCGCGAACGCUGUACGACAAAGUGAAGAAGUUGGGAAUCACCACGGGCCGCCCAAUGAAUAGGACGAUGAAGAGAAGCCCCAGCAAUGGAAGUAGCCCAGCUGCCUUCCCUUAUGGGAUCAGUGGCACCACAACUCCGUACUCCCAUCACUCUGGUGGUGGGCAGGAUGGAGUUUCGUUGGCACAUCAAGGUCUCGGCGAUGAUAGGGAUCGCGAUCAGGCGCACCAUCUCCCACCGACGAUUCCCCAUCCAGCUGCUGCUCUCCUGGAUGCCACCUUCCUGCAGCAGGCUCUCGAAGCUCGUGGGGGUGAUAUAGCAGGACGUGAAGCGCUCCAUGCGAUGGCUUUUGCAGCAGCAGCUCAUGCUGCCGUCAAUGGGAUCUCUACCAGCCCUGGAACACAUGGUACAGCCCGUUCUCCCAGUCCCAGUCACUUCAUAAAGUACAUGCGACGCUCGAGGACACCACCAGAUAACGACAGGGAUAAUCACCAUGGUCCAGAGGAGGACUAUCGUGCUGAAGAUUUGUCCAUGGUGAAGAAGGAGAUGAUUUCACCAUCGGGAGCAUCAACACCCAUCCCACCAGGACCUUCGCAUCACUCUCCGAUGUCUCGUGAUGCCUCCCCAGCGCCACAUCCUUCACCCCCGCACUCCCCACCAGGACCACCGGCACCCAGCCAGGGGGUCAUUGUGCCACCACUCACAAAGGUCUCCCCAUCGCUCAAAGACCCCUUCCUGGAGGAACGCCAACGAGAGGCAUCCCCCAUGAAUGAUGAUCCCCACGACUAGGCAGCGCUUCUCCGGCAAUACGAGAUCUUCAGGAUGGCUCUGGGAAUUGCUCUCGACACGAGGUUUGGAAGCAUGCUCAAUCUUUUGAAUUUCCCGCCACACAAAGUUGAAAUGAAAGAGAAAUGAGAGAAAGUUCUGAGAUUCAUAAGGAAAAGCUCAAAGUCUUAAUUUCUCAAGGAGCUUCCUCGUGAUCAUCGUCUAUUGCCGCAUGCUCAAAGCAUAGUUGUGGAUUAAGUGAAACUGAGUUGCUCAAAGUUGCUCAAUCAUUUUCGAACCCAUGUACAAGAAUUAUUUUAAAAAAAUGCUUCAAAUCCGACUGAUGAAUUUGUGCAAUAACAACAAACAAAAAUGAAAAAAACUUUUGCCCAUUUAAAAAAAAACGAAAACUCCUCAAAGGCUCAAAAGAAAUGUGAAAAAAAAACUUGAAAAAAAUUGGAAAAACGAAAAAUUGAUAAGCAAAAAAAAUGAGCAAGCAAACCGCACGUACUUUUAUAUUAAAAAUAUUUUUUUUUCUAUUUUAUUUUAAUGUAAAUAAUUUAUGGCUAUUUUUUCAAAAACAAAAAAAUUCUUCUUUCCUUUAGCAAAAAAAAUCCUCGGCCUUUUUUUCCUAAUAACUAUCCUUCCUUAUCCCUUGUUCUCUUAAUUCAUAGUGAUUUUUUCUUUAUAAUGCCUUUCGCAAGAAAAGAAUAUUAAUGUUGUGCAUCGUUUAGUGAGUAAAAAAAAAGUAAUUUUAAUUAAAAAUUGACUGUAGAUCGUAAAAAAAGAAAUGUCGCAUGUUCGACACUCUGUGUAAAUUUUAAAUCAAAUCUGUCCUACCACCGAGUGCCUAUUUAGAAGAAAAUAUAGUUAAAAGAUGAUUCUUUAGACAAGAGAGAGACACUAUAUUGAAUGUUUUUCAACAUUUUAUGAUUUUUUUUUACAAUAAAAAAAAAACUAUCGCAUAGUUAAUCACCGCCAUUUAAGUAAUUUCUCUAGCACUAAGUCGUUUCUUUUUAAUGAAAAAAAAUGUAGAAAAAACACAAUCAUAACAAUUAAGACAAUUGAACGUAUUAGGGUUAAUUCGUUAAAGAUGGAAGAAGGCAAAACAAAUAGCAACAAUGAGGAUUGUUUAGCUGGUUUUUAUGAGCAGUUUUUAAAUUAAAAAUUGACAAAAUUUUAUUUUAAUUUUUUUUAUAUUGUUCUAUUUGUGUUGAGGGCUGAGGAAGAUUAUAAACAUCUCCGAAACGUCGCUUCAUUUUUUAAUAGAGAAAUUUUUUUAAAAAACCAACGUUUUUUUCAACUACAUUUUCUAUUUGUUUUAAAAUUAAUAGACAGGUUCCAAAUUUUAAUUUCAAGAAUCUAAAAAUUUACAAAAUACAAUAAAAAACAAGAAAGGUUUGAAAUAUUUUAGGUAUUUUCGAAAUAUAUUGAGAAUCCAAAAAAAUAAAUUAAGAAAUUAUUUUUAAAUCAUUUUUCUUUAAUUGUAAAACAUUAAAAAGAAAACAUAAUAAAUCAGCAAAAGCAAUCCUCAACUGAAUUUUCAAAUAAAUCAUCACCAACGACAAGAGUUGCAGAAGAACAAGGAAAAAGCAUUAAAAAAAAUAAAGAAAAAUUCUAUUAUUGAUAUUUGAAUUAAAAUAAAUAUAUAUUUUUAACGAAUGUGUAACUAAUAAAAGAAGAAAAUAAAAAAAAAACCAACAAAAGACUGAUUGAUGGUAUAAAAGUUAUAAUUUGUGGAAGAAGAUUUAGUGGAGGAAAAUGUGUACUGUAGCCAUUCUUAAAUGUAUUUAAAGUGAAGAUUAGUUGGUUAAAUCCUCAAUUAUUAUGCAAUGCUGAGGAGGAAGUAAUGAUGAACUAUUUUUAAUGAAAAGAAAAAUAGAUGAGAAAGAAGUAAUUUAAUGAUGAAAAUCUAGAUGAGACUGAUUGAUUGAAUUUCUGUAGUUCACAAUUUGACAUAUCUGCACAAUAUUUUGCAAAUUUCUUGAGUAUAAAUUAAAUAAAAUAUUAAAUGUUCAUCAACCACGUGAGUGUAAAAGUUCUUUUUGGGGAUGCAAAAAAAUGUUUAGGAAAGUUUGGAGCGGUUUUAUGCUCGAGAGAAAACGAGUUUUCUUCUUAUUUUUCCUUUAUUUAUUUAAAAACUUUUUGCAAUAAAGUUUCUAAAUAAAAAUUCCGAAAUUAUAGAGUUAGCUCAUGCUGGAGGAAAUGUAAUAUCUUUAUUAAAUUUCUAGAAAAGAAUAUUUUGCAAAAAAUUAAUUUACUAUAAAUGGAAAUAAAUUGAAAAUAAAUUAUUAAAAAAAAGCUGGGGCGAUGCAAUAUUCUGCUAUUGCUCCUCAAAAGUUUCAUGAAAAAAAUAGAAGAAGAAAAAUUUAGAGAAGAGGGGACAUAUUGAAGAAAUUAGCUUUAAUAAAGGGUUAGGUUUAGAAGUGAUUUGGCAUGGAAAGAAAAUAUUCUUGGCAAAAAAAUAAAUAAAUAAAAAAUAUAAUAAAAUUAGGAUUCAUUGAUAUAGUUUUUUCGGUUCUUAGAAGAUAAUUUUUUGGCAUUUAUCACAUUAUGUAAAAUUAAUAAAUUUUCAUUAAAACAAUCUCAGAAAAAUAAUCAGCAAAAGAAAAACAAGAAUUAGUAAGAAGAUAAACAGAAAUCUUGUGCAAAACUUUUUUUUCUUUAUUAAAAACAACGCAGAGCAUACAGAAAAUAGAGGAAAAACAUUUUUUUAAUUUCCUGUGAUCUUUUUAAUAGACUGAUAAAUAAUAAAUAAAAAAUAGAGAAACCUAAAUAAACUUAUAGUUGUAUAGAUUUUUUUUAAACUAAACUGAAAUAUUAUUAAUUUGUUAAUUUGUUUUUCUCUCCCGUUAGACUGAUUUUGUGUUUUGUAAUUUUUUCGGGGUAAGUUUUCUUUUUUUUUCUUUUAAAAAGAAUGCAGAGAAAAUUCAUUUUAUUUCCCUCUGCAAUACUCACUGAUUUUUCACGAGAAAGCAGCCAAGAAAAAAAGCAUCACACGCAUCUUGAAUUUUUGGACAAGAUUUUGUAAAUAAAAAAAGGAACUUUUUAAGGAUUUUAUGCAAAAAAAAAUCCUCUUGAGAAAAAAAUAAAUGUUUUAUUUGUGUAAGUUUUCUCUUCGAGUUUUAUUAAAGAAAUAAAAAAAUUGAGAAAGACGUAAGUAAGGAAAAAAAGAUGAGAAAAUGUUGAAAAUUUUUAGAUAAAAAAGACUGCAUUUGAAAUAUUUCUCAAAAGUGGCUUUGAAGAGAUCAUUCUUGAAUGUUUGCAAAAAUAUUAUUAAUAAAAUUUAAAAGAUUAAAGAGAGUGAAAACUUUUUAUCAAACAAUUCCACCCAGUUUUGUGCCUUCUUUUGCCAUAAAAAAAUGAGCGUGUUUUUGAGACGUCUUUUCAGGAAGAGAUGAAAUCACACACCCCCAUUCCAAAAAAAAAUGUAUUUCGAAUAGACGUGACAAGGGCCACCCACACAAGAGCGCCCCACAAACUGCAAGCAAAAAAAAUUAAGAUUUUAUCACACAAAAAAAUGUAUUUUCAGAGAAAGAAAAAUUAAUAAAGAUAAAAGAAUGAAAUCAUUGAAGAUUUAUGAGCAAAAAUAUGAAUUAAAAUGAAUGUUUCGUUGUUUGCAAUAUGUAUACAUUCUUUUUCGGAUGACGAUAUAAAUGUAAUAUUAGAUUAACUUUUACUAUACGUAUGGAACUAUUGUAGAAAAGUAUGAAAUAUAGA
Messenger RNA from Lutzomyia longipalpis, 6972 nucleotides. RefSeq names its product sex determination protein fruitless (gene rib). The record is from RefSeq and is a predicted model, not a curated record. Bases 1285 to 3276 code for a protein of 663 amino acids. Gene Ontology annotation, biological process: regulation of transcription by RNA polymerase II. The transcript has 4 exons. Lineage: Eukaryota; Metazoa; Arthropoda; Insecta; Diptera; Psychodidae. Gene Ontology annotation, cellular component: nucleus. Gene Ontology annotation, molecular function: protein binding; DNA binding.